Messenger RNA from Apaloderma vittatum (bar-tailed trogon), 609 nucleotides. Its product is annotated as inhibin beta C chain-like. Gene Ontology annotation, molecular function: cytokine activity; growth factor activity. Gene Ontology annotation, biological process: SMAD protein signal transduction; BMP signaling pathway. The record is from RefSeq and is a predicted model, not a curated record. Lineage: Eukaryota; Metazoa; Chordata; Aves; Trogoniformes; Trogonidae. The transcript has 3 exons. Gene Ontology annotation, cellular component: extracellular region. Bases 1 to 609 code for a protein of 202 amino acids.
AUGUGGUGGUUCCAGCCGCGGAAAGCUGAGGUAAUCCUGGAGGUGCGGAUCAGCGUGACUGCCUUAAAGCUAAGCGUUCGCCUGCAUUUCCGCUUUGCCCAAGAACUUGCUGGGAGCACCGAGAUCCUACAAGCUACCCUCUACCUGUUCUGGACAGUCCCUGGCCCCGGGACGCAUCCUGUCACCGUGAGACUCCUGCAGCCAGACCCGACGGGGCUGAACAGGACCGUGGCCAGUGAGACACAGCUGGAGGUCCAGCGCCGUGGCAUUGACUGCAGUGGGGACUCUCAGAUGUGCUGCCGCCAGGAAUUCUUCGUGGACUUCAAGGAGAUCGGCUGGGAGGACUGGAUCAUCCAGCCGGAGGGUUAUCACAUGAACUACUGCGCAGGGCUCUGUCCCCUGCACAUGGCUGGCAUCCCCGGCCUCGCUGCCUCCUUCCACACGGCUGUUCUCAACCUCCUCAAAGCCAACAAUGCCGACGCGGCCGUGGACUCCUGCUGUGUCCCCACACAGCGUCGCCCCCUCUCUCUGCUCUACUAUGACCGAGACAGCAACAUCGUGAAGACCGACAUCCCCGACAUGAUUGUCGAUGCCUGUGGUUGCACCUGA